AUGAUACACUUUUUUGUUAAUGUUAAUGAGGGACAAAAAAAUAUCAUUGGUCAGCAAAUUAUUAAAGUAGCUGAGGACAACUAUCUCAAAGAAGGACUUUAUGAUAAAAUAUCUUUAAUAUUAGAGUUAGAAUUAAAAUAUAUACAAUUUAUUAAACAAACUAAAGAACCUGAUGAUCCACCACAACUAAUACAACUGGCAAGAUAA
Messenger RNA from Funneliformis mosseae, 207 nucleotides. The record is from the annotation of a GenBank genome assembly. Lineage: Eukaryota; Fungi; Glomeromycota; Glomeromycetes; Glomerales; Glomeraceae.